CCAAUGGCUUUUGGCCAACAUUUAUUCACGGUCGCGUCCGCUGAUUACACACAGUCCGCCAAACAAUUGCAUUGUGAUAUCGUUAGCGCUCCGAAAUACUCAAGUUCCCACUUUGGACCAGAACCAUGUGUCAAACAAUGCGUUGCAUCCUGAUUGUCUGUGUGGCCCUCGCUCUUCUUGCCGCCGGCUGCAGUGUGGAGGCCUCGAACUCCAGACCUCCGCGCAAGAACGAUGUCAAUACCAUGGCCGAUGCCUAUAAGUUCCUGCAGGAUCUGGACACCUACUACGGAGACCGAGCCCGAGUUCGCUUCGGAAAGCGGGGAGGCCUAAUGGAAAUCCUGAGGAAUCGCGAGAUGGACAACUUUAACCUGGGAAAAAGUGCUAACAAUGGAGGAGAAUUGGUCCGCGCUUUGGAUGAGGAGGAAGUGUUCUAAUCCCACUCUAGGCAACCUUGGCAACGUCAGUAACUCAUGAUUAUAUUUAUUAGCAUACGCCUUUUUGGUUUAGAUUGUUUUUCGGGGCAAUAGUUUAACGAGUUGGGAGAAAAAUAGUAGUUGCAGCUACAGAAUUAAGUAUUUACUCUAGUCUUGAUGUUUGUUGAAUAAACGAAUUAUCCAAAAAGUGGUCUUCGUGAUGCUUAAAUUAUAAUAAAGAGUGCAAUGAUCAAA
This is a messenger RNA of Drosophila subpulchrella, 668 nucleotides long. Its product is annotated as neuropeptide F. NCBI's taxonomy places the organism in Eukaryota, Metazoa, Arthropoda, Insecta, Diptera, Drosophilidae. The record is from RefSeq and is a predicted model, not a curated record. The transcript has 3 exons. The coding region runs from base 126 to 434 and encodes 102 amino acids.